AUGCCGAACCCAAAUGUGCCCUUACAUGCAGGCACAACUACGCUGUUCUUGGCUGCAUUUGCUGCGAGUAUGGUUGUGGUCGAAUGUCUCAUUGACCCUGGCGCAGAAGUAAGUGUGAAAACGAGCGCUAGCUGGCCUCCUGUGCACGCCUGUACUGCAAAGGGUGCAAUGGAUUGCAUAAAGCUUCUUCGAAAGUGCAAGCAGCAGUCCAGGACGAAGAUAGGCGAGGCCACACGCCUCUUUGUCUUGCUGCCUCUAUGGGACGGGAAGCAGCCGCUAGAGUUCUCGUGGAAGCAAGCCAACAUCAAAUGCACCUUGGAUCUCAAUGGUUAG
This is a messenger RNA of Cladophialophora bantiana CBS 173.52, 333 nucleotides long. RefSeq lists its product as uncharacterized. Gene Ontology annotation, molecular function: protein binding. Lineage: Eukaryota; Fungi; Ascomycota; Eurotiomycetes; Chaetothyriales; Herpotrichiellaceae. The record is from RefSeq and is a predicted model, not a curated record. The coding region runs from base 1 to 333 and encodes 110 amino acids. The transcript has a single exon.